UACUUAAAUUACUUUCCAAAAGACAAAUUGAGUUGAAACUACCAAUGCAAUGGUAUGAUUUCAUACUGUAAACAAUAACUUCUGUUCCUGUGUAGUUUGCUGCCACGAAUGUCAAGAGAAUGAAGAAGCCUUUUUAACUUUUCACUGUUGUUUUUUUCAGAUUCCUGCCUUUCACAGUGUGUAUCUGUGAAAUUUCCAAAAGAACAGCAGGCUUUCUCAGUGAGUGAGAUUUACCAAGUUCAAGAAGGGAAUUAGAGUAACGAUUUCAAGAUGCCAGGCGGUGCAAGGAUCUCAUUCAACUGUGUGGAUUCCUCUCUUUCAUCUCUGAAAAACUGCCAGUCUUACAUAAAUACUGGAAUGGAUAUUGCUACUCACGUUGCCCUUGACCUUGUGGAAAGUUUCAAUGAUGUAGAGGAUGUUGACAGUAUGGAAAAUGUGAUGUUAGAAUAUGCCGCAAUGGACAGAGAACUUAACCAUUACAUGAGAGCAAUUGAAGAAACGGUAAAUCAGGUCGUUGGUGAGGAUAUUGAACAAUUUCGGCCCUGCUGUUGACCACUAAAAUACACUGCUUGGUACUGGCUACCAAUUGGAUAUCAAACUGGUGUUUACUGUGAGCGUUAGCCUCCGAGCCCAGCUGUCCCGGUAAUUUUCAGUCUACCUGCCAGACCAUUUGAUUACAUCCACCAUUCUCCCCACAUCUGCAUUUCAGGUCAGUUCCUCGCAUAAGGCAAUCAGUUCGAUCAAGCAUGAACUGCCCUUUGUAAGUCCGAGUUGAUUGUUGCUUUUUGUUCUCUGCAUGUUUGGAGGUGGCUUCCAAAAGGAUGUGGUAUGUAAUCUUUCCAGGGGCUGAGGUGAGGCCAGCUGGCCUG
Messenger RNA from Egretta garzetta (little egret), 869 nucleotides. Its product is annotated as E3 SUMO-protein ligase NSE2-like. The record is from RefSeq and is a predicted model, not a curated record. The coding region runs from base 271 to 552 and encodes 93 amino acids. NCBI's taxonomy places the organism in Eukaryota, Metazoa, Chordata, Aves, Pelecaniformes, Ardeidae. The transcript has 4 exons.